This is a messenger RNA of Theileria equi strain WA, 2679 nucleotides long. RefSeq lists its product as hypothetical. The record is from RefSeq and is a predicted model, not a curated record. Bases 1 to 2679 code for a protein of 892 amino acids. Gene Ontology annotation, biological process: rRNA catabolic process. Gene Ontology annotation, molecular function: 3'-5'-RNA exonuclease activity; endonuclease activity; RNA binding. Gene Ontology annotation, cellular component: cytoplasmic exosome (RNase complex); nuclear exosome (RNase complex). Lineage: Eukaryota; Apicomplexa; Aconoidasida; Piroplasmida; Theileriidae. The transcript is spliced from 5 exons.
AUGAAAAAUAUUGACGCUUGUGAAAAGUGGCUAGACAAUUGCGUAGUUCCUGCCACAGUUGCUCAAGAAGUAAAGAGAAGGAGCUUCAGGACAUAUUCAAGAUUCAAGGAUCUUGUGACUGGAAAAAAGAGGUGGUACAUGUUUUCUAAUGAAAAUGUACAAGAAACUUUUGUACCAGACAAUUUGCAAGAAUCUAUAGUAGACAGAGAUACGAGAGCAGUUCAGAAAUGUGCUGCAUGGUACACCAAACAUUUGGAGGGAAAUACAAAGGUUAUUCUAUUGAAUAAUGGAGAUAUUGAUGAAAGUUCUGCUGAUGUUGAAAUGGUAGACUCCUCAGACGUAGUAAUGGAGAGUCCAAGUUUACGUUGUGUUCGUAAAGGAGACUCAAAAGUUUCUAUACCUCUACUUGAGCCCAUGGAUCCCCUUGAUUCUGUAAAGGUUGUUCAAAUGACAAUUCACGAUUACGCCAAAACUUUGAAUGAUGAGAGUUGCAUGGAGUCGCUGGCGAACUUUGCUAGAAACACAAACAUGAUCGCCAAGGACGAAACAAAUGCAUAUUACCCCAAACAUUUGUCAGAAGCGGAAAUGAUGCGAGGAAAGGAAGAUGGAAGGUACUAUCAUGGCAUUCUACACCUCUACAUUGGAUCAUAUCAGAGAGGGUAUGUCGCCUGCAAUGGUCAUGAAUUCAAGGUAGAGGGUUUGCUCAAUUUGAACAGAGCAAUUGAUGGAGAUUUUGUCUGCAUUGAACUACUUGAAUCUGCAGCUUUGUCAGAAGUUGCGGAUAUUUCCGACGAUGUUGAUGCGUCUGUUGAUAUUUCUGAAGUUGCCCUGGAUGUUGCUCUUUUGGAUGGCGCCGAAGAUGCUCCAAAUAGUGGCACUCAAGGAGAUAAAUCUGCGCUUAAAAAAAUAUGUAGAGUUGUAGGAAUAUUAAAGAGAAACUGCAGGCCAUAUUGUGGUUCUCUGUUACCACUAGAAGGUGAUACAAGUGCAUCAGGAACCAUUGAACGCAUUUUUAUCCCAGUGGAUGUAAGAAUCCCAUUCAUAAGAAUAGAGACAAAAAAAUCUUCAGAACUUGAUCGAAUGCGUAUUGUUGUAAACUUUGACUCUUGGGACAGAUUUAGUAAACGUCCGAGUGGUCACUGGGUUGAAAUUUUGGGUCCCAUUGACGACAGAGAUGUAGAAAGCGCAGUUAUACUUAAAGAACAUCAAGUGAAGACAGAAGAUUUCCCACUUGAGGCUUAUAAAGAACUGCCGGAGCAGGACUGGAAGAUCCCAGACGAUGAACGUGCAAAAAGAAUGGAUUACACGAAAGCAUGCCUAUUUUCUGUGGAUCCUCCUGGAUGCAAAGACAUCGACGAUGCCCUUGGAUUUAAACGGCUAAAGGAUGGAAGUAUGGAAUUUUCGGUACACAUUGCAGAUGUAACAUAUUUUGUAAAACCAGGGUCUCAUUUGGAUCAAGAGGCUAGUGAACGGUGUACCACUGUCUAUUUGGUGGACAGAAGGACUGACAUGUUGCCAAGCUUACUCACAACAGACUUGUGCUCACUCGUCCCAGAGAGGGAGAGACUCGCAUUUUCAGUAAUUUGUAGAAUGAAUGAAAGCGGCGCAAUUUUGGAAACAAAGUUUGGCAAGAGUGUGAUAAGAAGUGUAAGAGCCUUUACUUAUAAAGAGGCUCAGGAUCUAAUUGAUGCAAAUGGUAAUGAUGAGAUUUCCGUAGCCCUAAAGGAGAUGAAUGCCAUGGCCAAGAAGCUCCGUGAAAUGAGAUUUAAAAGGGGAGCCAUCGAGCUUGGAUCCAGUGAUGUUAAAUUUGAAUUUGAUGCAGUAACAGUCAGCAAUGUUGAGUCUUACAAGAUUUAUGAUACAAACAAAAUGAUUGAAGAGUUUAUGCUUUUGGCAAAUGUAAUGGUAGCUAGCAAGAUCCAUGCGUCCUUCCCUAAGAGUUGCCUGCUGAGACGCCAUCCACCACCCGCAGAGGAGCGAUUGGAAGAUCUCAAGAGGCUUCUGGAAGAAAAGGGCAUAAAUUUCUUCAGCUUUGGAAAUUCGAAGGAGCUUAACGAAUCUCUUCAAAAGCUAACAAAGUUCCCCAAGGACUUCCUCAAUGCUGCACAGAUCCUAACUACCAGGUGCAUGUCCCAGGUUGGUCAUCUUCCAUCUCCACAUUCCCCUCAGGCGAUAUACAUAAACUCUAGCGACCUAGAGCUCGAACAGUUCAAGCACUAUGGGCUAUGCACUGACCUAUACACUCACUUCACAUCCCCAAUCAGGAGAUACGCAGAUGUUGUGGUUCAUAGGCUCUUAGCUGCAUGCCUGGAAAUCGAAUCUAUGGAUUGGAGACUGGACCUAACUGUACAGGCAGAAAAACUCAAUCGCAAGCAUAGAAACGCACAAUGGUGUGGAAGAGAGUCUAAGCGGAUGUUUGCGCACAUUUACUUUAAGGAGCAGGGUCCACAAGACGAUGAAGCAACUGUGUUGGAUAUUAUGGAAAAUAGAGUGUUGCUACUGUCAUCUAAAUAUGGAACAGAGGCAAUUGCAAGGGUAAAAGAUGCAGACUUUUGCAGCAAAACUCGAACACUGAGCAUAGCUGGCAAAAAAGUCGGUAUUUUUGACAAGCUAAAGAUUAAAAUAUACAAUGGCGUCAAACACUUUAGAAACGUCAUUGAAGCAGACAUUGUAAUGUAG